Mytilus californianus (California mussel) is the source of this 9111-nucleotide messenger RNA. RefSeq names its product tubulin glycylase 3C-like. The coding region runs from base 111 to 4166 and encodes 1351 amino acids. The record is from RefSeq and is a predicted model, not a curated record. Gene Ontology annotation, biological process: protein polyglycylation; cilium movement; cilium assembly. The transcript has 21 exons. Lineage: Eukaryota; Metazoa; Mollusca; Bivalvia; Mytilida; Mytilidae. Gene Ontology annotation, cellular component: cilium. Gene Ontology annotation, molecular function: protein-glycine ligase activity, initiating; ATP binding; metal ion binding.
CAAAGAUGGCGACCCAUAGUUACGGAAAUUGUGUGGAAAACUGGGUUCAGCUAAUAAUUUAGGCCUUUUCUUUUAGAAAUGUUUAUCGAUUGCAACGACAUCAUGUGCAGAUGGGGAAACAUAAAAAGAUAAAACAUGAACAGAACAAUUUUUUCCCGAAGAUAAGCAGCGCUAGCAGAAAACUAGCUGCGAGAAGAUUGGAAAGCUUAGAUACGGGAGGGGUACCACAUUUUAUGUUACACACAAAAACUAGUGGAAGAGAACCGCUUGCCCCAAUCCCUACAAAUCAACCAUUAAGCCUUAAUGGCAGCAAAGGAGAAUCUGUGACUUCUAAUGAUUCAGUGAGCAAGCGUACAUUCGAACAACAGUCACCAAAUCAAAGAGAUAAAAUAUUCAAGGACAAAACUGAUUCAGUUUCAAAUCCAGAUUCUAACACUAUGUCUGGGAAAGCAGAUGUUAAUUUAGAUGAUAACGUUUUCACCUUUAAGCCUAAAGUUAGCAUUGCUAGUGCCAAAAUUGUAGAAAAUCUUGGCACAGAUUUUAUGGCUAGACAGCAGCAACACUUAGAAAGGCAAAGACGUAAUUUGGAACAAGCUAACUCUAUACCAACUUCAUAUUCAAGUGGUCGUCUAUCUCCAGUAAAUAAAUCAGUAAGGAAGCUAAAGAAGAAUAAAGAGAAUGAAGAAAAUGAAAAUUUGAAUUCAACCUCAGAAACAAGUAUAGAAAAUGAAAACACAGAAAAAGUAAAAGAGGAAGAAUCUGAAGGUGACAACAACAUGCCUUUCAUGUUGAAUCGUACUAAAACCACUGUUUCUCCUAACCUUCAACGUUUACUAAAUGCAAGUUGUAUAAAUAUUGGUCCCUAUGCCGCUGGUAAUCCAGACAUGGUCCUGAAAAGACAACAUAUAAAAUUAAAACAACAUCAACUGAAGUCAAAGUCUGGAGGGGACAGUGUGGAUGUGGAUUCUGCAGAGAGAAUGACAGCUAAGAUUAAAUAUUUAAAUCUUGAUGCAGAUGUACAUAGUUCUUUGUCAAGAAGUAAGACCAUGCCAUCACUUAGUCGGCCAAAACUCUCUAAAAAACUGUCCCAUUCACAUGUGGAUGGUAAUGCAGAGCGUCUUCGCCAUGCCAAAGAAAUAGCCGAAAGGGCAAUAAAGAAUCGUAAAGUAUUUACCAUACAAGGAGGUUAUUCUACUGUUAGACAUAGUCUGAGGAAGAGAGGAUGGGUAGAAAAAUUUUAUAAACUGCCAGGCCCACCUAAAAAGACUCCUAGGAAGAAACGGAAGAAAGUUGGAGACGAUGCAGAUGAUGAUGACGACGAUGAUGAUGAUGACGAUGAUGAUGAUGAUGACGAUGAUGAUGAUGACAGUGAUAAUGAUCAGCCAAAAAUUCCACCAUGGGAAGAAGAUGAUGGUAUCUAUGGUAUAAUGUCUCGUAUUGUACGGAAUGUAAACCCAACCUUUAUAUGGGUGUUGAAGAGAGAUAUAAUUGACUAUAGAUUUCUGACAAAAGAACAGAUGGUGAAUCAUUAUUGCAAAGCUGGCUCAUUCACUACUAAGGUUGGUUUAUGUGUAAACAUGAGAAAUGUUCCAUGGUUUGAAGAUGCAAAUCCAGACCAAUUUUAUCCACGAUGUUAUAGACUUAGUCAUGAAGAAGAAAAAAAUGCAUUUAUAGAUGACUUCAGAGAAACUGCCUGUGUGAAUAUACUUAAGAUAAUAUCUAGUCAAAAUAGUAUGAAUACUGUAGAAGAAGUUAAUAAUAAUGAACAAAAUCCUUCUGAAGAAAAGGAUGCUCCACAAACCCCAAAGUCUACUGAUCCUGCCACAGAGACAAAGGAACCAGCUGGCACAGUCUGUAGUAAUCCAGAAUGUACUAGAUCUCGACCUGGUACUACUUCAGAGAAUGUCUGUGUACAUGUACAACCCCAACCUCCUGUAGAUAAACCUAAAACUCCUGCAGUGCCAAGAAUGCCUCCACAACCACCAUUACCUAAAAUACUGAAUAAAAAUAAUAAUAAGAAAAAGAAGAUUUCAGUACCAAUUCAAUGUCUAGAACGUGCCAUGGUUCAAUGUGAGUGGUUGCUGAUAGAACGAGAACAUGAUGAUAUAGAUCUCUCAGGAACUUUUAAAUAUGAACUAACCCAACAGCAGUGGGAUGAACUGUUGAAAUGGUACUAUCAACUUGUUGAUGAGGCAGUUAUUCCUAACAUCCCACAAAAUAUGCUCAAUGAAGUGGAACAAAUGUUGAACCAAAUCAAAAUUAAAAAACCCCAGUUUGAACUUGAUGGAAUUAAGAAUGUAUGGAUUGUAAAACCUGGUGCUAAAUCAAGAGGCAGAGGUAUUGUUUGUUACAACAAAUUGGAAGAUAUGACAAAGUUGGUCAGUAGUCAAGUUGUGAGAAAAGACAAUAAAUAUGUAGUACAGAAAUAUAUGGAGAGACCAUUAUUAAUAUACAAUACAAAAUUUGACAUUCGUCAGUGGUUUUUAGUGACCGAUUGGAAUCCAUUAACGAUCUGGUUUUAUCGGGAUAGUUAUUUACGAUUCUGUUCACAACAAUACACAUUAGACAAUUUUGAUGAAGCUAUACAUUUAUCUAAUAAUGCAAUACAAAAAAAUUAUAAAAAUGGACCAAGAAGUAGUAAACUGCCAAAUGAUAAUAUGUGGACACAUGACCAGUUUAAAGAUUAUAUAAAGUCAAGAAAAUUAGGCAAUCUAUGGGAUGAUGUGAUAUAUCCUGGAAUGAAGAAUGCUAUUGUAUGUGCUCUGUUGUGUACUCAAGAUAUUAUAGAAUAUAGAAAGUCCUCUUUUGAAUUGUAUGGUGCUGAUUUUAUGCUGACAGAAGAUUACCAGCCCUGGUUGAUAGAGAUAAAUUCUAGUCCAAGCAUGGAAAGCAGUACAGCAAUUACGUCGAGACUCUGUGCUAAUGUAAUGGAGGACACGAUGAAAGUUGUGAUUGAUAGAAAGUUUGACAGGAAUUGUGAUAUUGGGAGAUUUGAAUUGGCAUAUAAGCAGCCCCUGGUAACAGUGCCCCCAUACAUAGGGAUGAGUCUGGCAGCAGAGGGACAAGCCAUUAAGAAACCAAGCUUCAUAAGGCGAAGCAUACAGGACAGUAACCAUGGUAAUAAUGAGUCUGCGUCCACCAAUGCAAACUGUACUCCACGUAGACAGCCAUCUAAUGCUGUGACGUUUAGUAGACGUCCCCAGAGUGAAAAUUUGGACCAGAGCAGUAACAAGCAUGGGUCCAACUCUGCUCCUGUCAAACUUGGUAAGUCAGCAACUGAAAAUCGUGUCAGUCAGUCUAAACAAUCAUCACAACAACAGACUAAACCUAUUGUCAACAACACAGAAAAAUCUUCCAGACCAGAGAAGUCAUCCAGUUACACAAUACGUUCCAGUAGCCACUCGGAUGUUGUCAAUGUCAAAGCAAAGGAACAGAAUAUACCUCCUUCCCCACCUGUGCCAAAACUGGAGAAGUCUGCGGCUAUUCCAACUGCUAGCAUUAUGCAUUAUACUCCAACCAGAAUGGUUUCUAAUACGUCUUGUUCAACAACAAAUUACUCCAUUCCAAACUUAGGUGACAAUAGGCCAAACCUUACCGUAAACAACGUUGAGUCUACAGACUUAAAGACAAUCAAACCAGCAUUAUCGUCGAGUACAAUCACAUCUAAAGGUUUAAAUCCCUUCAUCGAUGGUAGCUGGGCUAGGACAUGUUCUCAAUGUGGAGGUGGAAUGAAUUUACGUCUAGAAAACUAUGAUCCUAAUUGUAAAUGUCGGCAAGACAGUGUGUAUUUUCCAUCUUCAAAAUCUCCUACUGGUAGUGUAAGAGGCUUUCAUCCAAAGAGACCAAAAAGUAGCUACACUUCACGUCCAGCUAGUGGUAACUCAGUUAGCGGACGUGGGUCUGCUUCUAAUCUUGCUAUUACUUCUGCUCGUAAUGAUAAGACCUUAUUGCGCUAUACAGAUGGAGGAAUUCAGAGACCUAAUUCACCACAGUUAUAUGUUGGUGGUAGUCCACUUCCAAAAAUUGUAAGACGGUAUAUUGGUCGUCGAACUAUGCCUUGUCAUGAACUAUCUUCUGGGUAUCCUUCAACUUCAUCUAUAUACAUUGACACAUCUCAGAUUCGUAAUCCAUUAUCCAUUAUAUCACACGGUAUAGGGAACAGAUGAUAUAGGAAACCAGUAUGAAUGGUCUCCCUUUUCAUGAACUGAAGGUUCACAAGUGAACCGAUAAUAAGUAUGAACUGCACUUGUUUUGAAAUGAAGGUUCACAAGUGAAUUGUGUUUUUUCUUAUGUGAUAAGUCAUUGCUAGUCACAGAUUUUUUCUCAUAAAAGUUUUUUUUAAAUGUAAUAAGAACAGUUAAACAAAUGUUUGUUUAUAUGAUUUAAGCAAGUUCAAUUUUGAAAGAGUGCUUUAUUGCCUUCUUUUAUAAACGGAAAGUUUUGUACAGAUCUAAUCAACUUUAAGAACUGUUUUAACAUGUUUUCAAAGAAAUAAUUUGUUUCUUAAGUUAAGUAGGAAUAGCCCUAUAAGUGUAUACAUUUUGUAUCUAAUUGAUCCCAGCUAUCAUGUUUCUGUAACUAUGCGAUCAGUGUUUGAAAGAAAAGAUGAAGGAUUUUUGUAUUCAAUUUUGUAAUAUCUUUGUAUGGCAUUGAAGAUUUAAAAUAUAAUUUUGUAAUGGUAUACGUUUCAGUGAGAAUUCCAGAGAGAUUUUUAUUUUUGUCAUAAAAUGUCUGUGAUUUAAGUUACCUCAGGCUAAGAUGAUCUCAGAAAACUGUAUUGUGCCAAGAAAUAAAAUUGAGAUCCAUAUUGCUUUCCAUUGGUUCUGAUUGUUUCUCUUCUCCUGCUUUUAUGUCGUCUUACACAAAGAAGGGAUGGAUUUAGGGUGUUUGGCAUACUAGCAAAAAUUUGGAAGUUGGAAAUUUAUGAACCUUUUUUAAAAUACAAAAAAAAAAUGAUAAAUUAGUAACGUGCCUUCAUAUGUUUAUCAAACAUUUUUAUGCCUCUUUAAUUUAGAUUUGCAGAAUGAAAUUUUUUUCCUAUCAAAACUUCAAAGAAAUUAUGAGGUCUAUGUUUAUUCCAUGUUUUAAAGUUGUUUAGACCAAUUAAAAAGUGCUUUGUUAAUUUCAUAUUUAAGAUAUAUUGAAAUAUUUCAAAAAAAAUGUUUAUAUUAUCCUCGCUUACUUAUAACUGGCCAUAUCUGCAUUUAUUAUUAAAAGGGUCAAUUUUAACAAUGUUCAUAUCAAGAAAAAAAUAUGUGAAGGACAUUUUAUGACCCAUAUAUCAAUAUGUUAUGAUUUGUGCCAAACAUUUUUUCUGCUCAUUGUUUUAUUUGUUGUAGAGGUUCCUUUUGAUAUGUUUAUCUAUACACUGUAACUAUUAUAUAUCUAAUUGUUGAAAACCUUAGCUUGUGUUGUUGGGCUGCUGUCUCUUUGAUGGAUAUCCUCCUUUUAUUCAAUAUAAGAUAUAUCUCAACAGGUUAAAUAAAUUUGUAGGAAUUUAUCACCAUGUUUACAAUAUUUGGACUCUGCAGCAAAUAAAGACCAACAAGUCAAGAGGGCAAAUUUCUUCCACAUGUUUUUGUUCUCGAAGAAUUCAUUUGCCAGUAGUAUAAUGAAAACUAAAAGAAAUUAACUUAGGUCAGUGACUUGCUUUUUCCAGUUACAAACUGUCUCCUGGCAGUACCGGUACCUAAAAAUCAGAAUUUUAUUAGGAAAUUUUCACUAGAUCCCAUCAUUACUUGAUGGUAAAUUUCGAUUGACAAAAAAUGUGUAUGUCAGGAAGUUUCUAUAGCAGGUAAGUUUUUCGUCAGGCCCUCACAAAUAAAACUUGACUGCAAUAUUUAUCAAAGAUCGGAUAAAUGUUAAAUCCUAAAAUAAUUUUAGUAAGGAAAGUAAAUUUUGUUCACCAUUUUACCUUGACUGUUUAAUUAAAUUUCUGGUACCUGUAUUGAAACUUUUACCCAAAAUUUUAAACAUAAAACAUAUAUGAUGUCAGUGUUUAAGAAGUUGCCUUUUCAAUUGUGUCUUAUUUUAUUUUACAAAUAUUAUUUUAAAUUCCAAGCUACCUGCUGUUAUGGAGCAGAUAGCCAUUUAAUGGAAGAAUGCUCAGAUGUUCAAAACACUUACUCUUAUGGAGAUAUAUCUUUGGGUUAUUUUACUAAAAAAUAUGAUUGUUUUUGGUAUUGUACUAUGCUUCAAUGAUAAAGCAUGCCACUGUGUGUGAUGAAAAUUAUACAAACUUGGUAUUUGGUGUAGGAUCAUAUUUAAUGAAUUGAUCACUAUGACCUAUAUUUCAUGCAUCACUGACUUUAAACUCAUGUUUAGAACCAUUGAUGUUAGGUCUUAAUAUUAGAAUAUGACAAUGGUUUUCUUGUUACUGUGGCAUUGAAAUUUUAUUUUUACUGUUUAUUUGUUAUCUGCUUUGUUCAGUUUUAUUAUCACUGUGUGAUUUUGUUACAUGUUUUUACUGUCCGCAUUCCUACUUUUCAUAAGAUGUGAGUUGACUCCCCGAAAAAAAUCAAGAGAUACCAAGGGUGGAAGGAAUGCACCAUGCAUAGUUUCUAUGGGGAAAUCAGUACUUUAGGCAUGUGAUGAAAAAUGUAUCAAAAAGCCUUUCAGAAGUUACAUAAAAUUAAGUAAAUAAAGUUUAAAAAAAUUAAAUGUAAAAAAAUAGCUAUUCAAACCAUUUUAAAAUCUCUACUAAGAUGGGAAAUAACUCUUUUGAAACUUUUUAUAUGAAAUGUGAAGUAUGGAAUAAAUUUGUGGGGGGCACAACUAACUUUAAUUUAAUUGUAUUCAGAUAAUUACUCCCAACUUGCAAGGUAUUCACCUUUUUUUUUCCAAUAAAAUUCUGGUUUUUUUGCACUGUUAUAAAAAAAAAUCAAUUCCUUUACUGUUGUUAAAGCAUUAUAUUUUGUGAUUUUUUUUUUUGCCAUUACAACUGACAAAAUAUAAAAAAAAAACAUCAGUAUAAAGUUUUCCUAUUUUUGGUCAGUUUUAACCAAAAAUCAAAGCUUUGUUUUUUGAAUUUUUUUCAUUAUUAGACACUGAUUUUUAAUUGCAUUUUGAACUCUUUUGUGAUAAUUUGAGUGGUGCUAUGUUUUGCUGCUGAAUAUUACAGAAUUUUGUUGACUAUACUAUAUUUAAAGUCACUGUAUAAAAUCCUACACACUUUUGAAAUUUUCAAUAUUAUUUCAUAUUUUAAACUUUAUUGCUAUGAUAAAUGAUUUAUUUUUAUAUUCCACGCUCAAAAUUAGCACAGCCUGAACUGUUAUUCGUUAUAGAAUACCUUUAUCUUCAGUUUUAAAUCUAUAUACCGGUAUAGUCUUUCCCCACAUUAAAAGUUGGAUCAAUAAUGAAUUACAAUGGGAUCACAAUAUCUUUUACAUUCUUCAUUUCACCUGUACCAGAACAAUAACAAAAAUACAGCUACAAUUUACAUUGCUUGUUAUACUGUAUGACUUUAUUUAUAGUGAAGCAAAGUUUCAUUGAAAUUGACUCCAACGGAGUAAAUUAUUGUGUUUUAACACAGGACCACUAAAAAAAUUCGACUCCCAAUUUAGGUGAGUUGGAGAAGAUAGUCAACUGUACUUACAUUCAAAAUUAAUCUAUGUGAAGGAAUAUUCUGUAUCCAAACCAUUAAUCUAAAGUGACCCCAGCUUGAUUCUUACUGGCAAUUAAACAUCCAUCGGGUAUCCACUUCCCAACGUAAAGAAAAUAUAUUAAAUUUGAAAAAAGUAUAGUCUACCAUUAACCAUAUCUCUUAAAAUUUUGCAUUUUAGUUGUUUUGUAAGAUUGAAAGGACUGAAGAUUUAAUAAUAUAUGACAUAUAUUUAGGUUUUCAUAAUACCUAUAGUUUCUUAAUGCACACAGGUUUGAUUUAUUACGAAAAUUGUAUCGCUUACAUUUUAUCAUUUUGUCAUCAAUGAAGACAAUCUAUAUAUAUUGACCCAAAAGGGAGGAUUGUUAUUCUUGCAUUACUGCAGUUCUAUACGCUGGAUGGUAAACUUCUUCAUAUACACAUCACUGAAAAAUACCAUUGAAAGUUCAUUAUCUUAUUUCAGAUUAAAGUUUGGGAUUGCACUUUUUAACAUCUCAUCUAAAUGGUAAAAUUUGAAUAAUUGCCUAUUGUUUUUAGUGAUUGAAAUAUAUUUUAUAAAGCUUGAUUUUAUGUGGCUCAAUAAAAUAUCUGACAACAGACAUUAGUGGCAAUCCAGGAGAACAGUUCAGGUAGUUAAUCAGAUAAAGCAUAAUGAACUUUUUCAAUCAUAUUUUCAAAAGUGGUGUAUCAAGCUGGUUAUCAUCUUUGCAUUGGUGAUUGUUAAAAAAUCAAGAUAUUUGAGUUAGAAGUUUAUUUAAAGGAAUAAUUCAGAUAUCUGUUUUAGAGAUUGUGAUCAAGUUUGUUGAUUUGUCUGUCAGUAAAGAGUUUUUUGUGAAUGAUUCAAUCAAAAUAAAAGUGCUUAAAUGUUAUGGCUUUGGGAGUAAUGCUGGCAGAAAACCGUUUUCAGUUUGUUACUUUUUAAUUCUGAUUUGUGGCAUGCUUGUUUUAUCUUUGUGGUAAGAUUUCAGUAUUGAAUACUGAAACUUAAGUUACAUAAAUACAUUUGUAUUUAUAAGUUAAAAGUUUUUCACUGUUGUGAAGGGUAGAUGUGUAAUCAAAGGAAAGAAUACUUUCAUAACACCUAAUUAAGGUCAAAAUUAUACAAUUUUUAGAUUUUAAUCAAACUUUUUAGAUUUAAUUUUCAAUUUCCUUUUCAUAAGGAGGUCUUCCUUUUUGUCUUUCAUUUGACUUUUUUCUGGUGUCAGUGGAUAAUUAAAGAAAACAGAGUUGAACUAUGUGUCUGUAAAGGGUAAGAUGUACCAGCUGUUGAAGAAGGCAAAAGGGAACAUUAAAAAAAUACAGAAAAUCUAAUAUUUGAAUUCUGGCCUAGAGGUGUCAGUUAGUUUUUAAACAAUUAAAAAAAAAACUAUAUAAUUGUUGAGUUUAUGAUACUUUGUUUUAAUUUUUUUUAAAGCACAUGUGAUAAAAUCAUAUGUAUUGUCAUAAAAUUGUUUAGAGAAGUUUUAUUUAUACAUGUAUAUUAUUUUAAUAAAUUGUUAUGAGUUUGUAAA